UCUCUUUUACUAUAAAACUCCUUCAUUUCAAUCAUAACCCUUGCCCUAUAAUUGUUUCUCAUUUACUUCUUCUUUCUCCUUCCUAUUAUUCUCUACUUCCGAUCGCUAUUCCGUUCCGCAAAUUACACUCUCUCGAGUCAUUAAAAUGAAGAAAGUUAUUUUGAAAUUGGAGUUGCACGACGACAAAGAUAAGAAAAAGGCCAUGAAAAUUGUCUCUGGCAUUUCAGGUGUGGAAUCAAUAACCUUGGACAUGAAGGACAAGAAAUUGACGGUUACAGGAGAUGUUGAUCCGGUGAAAAUAGCGAGCAAAUUGAAAAAACUGUGUCAUACAGAGAUGCUUUCAGUAGGUCCGGCGAAACCCGAACCUCCGAAGAAAGAAGAGCCUAAGAAAGACGAACCGAAGAAACCCGAUGAGAAGAAGAAAGACGACGUGGCUGAUCUUGUUAAGGCGUAUCAGGCUUAUAAUCCUCACAACACGCAGUACUAUUUCGUAAGAAGUGCAGAGGAAUAUCCCAACAACUGUGUCAUUUGCUAAUUCAUAGUAAAUAAAUUUAUUGUUUGAUCAACUUAAAAAUAAAAAAUCAAAAUCUGGAUCAAACCAAUAAAAAAUGAUAUACUGCUAUUUCUGUACAGUAAGGUGACGGUGGGUUGUUCAACUUCAUGUUUGUUGUUCUUGUUUUUGAAUGUAUCAAAUUUUUGAUGGUAGUUUCCAUUGAUUAAUAUUUUUUUAA
This is a messenger RNA of Mercurialis annua (annual mercury), 731 nucleotides long. Its product is annotated as heavy metal-associated isoprenylated plant protein 39-like. The transcript has 3 exons. Gene Ontology annotation, molecular function: metal ion binding. NCBI's taxonomy places the organism in Eukaryota, Viridiplantae, Streptophyta, Magnoliopsida, Malpighiales, Euphorbiaceae. The record is from RefSeq and is a predicted model, not a curated record. The coding region runs from base 146 to 535 and encodes 129 amino acids.